AUGACAGACAAGGACCAAAAAGUGUUCAUGGCAAAGUUAGCCGAACAGGCUGAGCGGUAUGAGGGUAAGAAAAGAGUAUUUAGCUUCGUCGGAAUGCGUUUUGGAGUUAAGAACUUCGAGUUUGUUUUAUCGCGCCAAUUCGGUUAUGUCGGCAAACAGCUCUCUUGUCACAAAAUUUUCAACGGACAAAGCGGAUGCAUUGAUCGAAUUUUUUCGAUUAUUACUCUCGCUCUACCCAGUGAGGCUUAUAUAUACAGAAUUGAAGUGCUGUAAACAAGCAUUCGUGUUGUUAACAGCUGAGAUUUAUCGACGAUGAAUGAAGUAGAGUUAUCGCGGAUGCGUUCUUCCAUUCACCUGACAUUUUCAAAGGGAGUAGAUUUCCGUGUUAAUUUAUGCCUUGCAUAAGACUAAAUUAGACGCCUUACACGACGAACGACCAUCAGAAAGCAUAUAUGACGCUUGAGAAUUCGAUAUAAGCGUACGUUCUAUAAAGACUUGAUCGACAGGUCGAUCGGUUUACGAGCUGAACAAAGAGCUUACAAUUAGCGGCGAAAAAAUCUCGGUAUGUUACACGUUGAAAUUCUAUUUUUGCCUGUAAUUGAAAUUCCGGGACUAAACAAGCCGUUUUAUUAGAAUCACUUUGGUGAUGUAAACAGCCGACAGCAUACUGUAACUAUAAAAUUGCAAACGACAUUUACAAAUAUCUUAAUUAUAUUCCCUUUCAAAAGCGCCCUAUUGAUAAUGGUAAAGAUCAGGUGAAGCGAAUUGAGGAAAUAGCUUUAAGACUCUAGUUAAACUUCGUAGAGGUUGCGGUCUUUAUGUUCAAAAGAUGCCUGAAAGGUGCGUCCACAUGGUGAUGAAGAAGGAAAGUACAUUGUUGUGUCUCGUAAUACUAUGUGUUGUUGAUUUCAUUCGUAGUUCAGUGGAAAUGCCCGAGCGAUUUUUAACAAAGACAACGUUUAUUUGCACCAUUCUCUAUGCUCUUACUAUAUGUAUAAACAUUUCCCCGGGGUCCUAUCGAUGAAUGGAAUUACUUCACUUUUACUGACAAAGUUCUUUUAAACUUAUACAUGUAAUUAUGUAGGAAGGCUGUGUUCCGAUUAUUCCGGGGCACAGUGCUCGAUAUGUUAUUCUUAUUCUGGAUAUAAAAAGUCAAAUUAGUAAAACCAAGGACAGAGUUUUUGUUGGAAAGUUCAAGCAAUAUUCCAUGGAUUCGAUGGUAUGAAUUGCAUAUAUCUAACUAAAUUAGUUGCUGCUGAUGGCAAAGUAAGGACAACUAGAACCACUACGUGGAACUUCCCGGGGUCCAGUGGGGCACGGGAUUGCGUAGAUAUAGUUUACCUCUCGCACCCCUCCCCCCUCCUCUGUUAAGGCUCAUACUUAGUCUGAAUUAACUCAUGCAGAAAGAAAAGCAACAAAAUGCAUGAGAAAGGAGGAUGUUGUCGUAAGUUUGUUCAGUGUUAUUACAGCUAACGGUCUGUGUUAUAGUAGUGUUUUUACACUGUGAUGUCAAUAAGUGUGAUCUGUAUAAGGUUUUUAUUUGUUUUUAAGUUUGAGUGAAAAAGCAAAAAUCACUGACAGUUUUCGGUUGAAUGUUAAUGACAAAGUUUGCAAAGAAGUUUGUUACAGAAUUAUCAGAAUUUCACAUUUUCUCAAGUACGUUCUCGUCAGGUUUAUCAUUGAACUUUAUUAAUCACAUUUAUCUAUUUUUUGCGAAAACACUGUGAAUUUAAAAUGAUAACAGACAUAAGACAUUUUUGAAAUAGAUCUUUGUGGUCAUGGAUUGUUGUCUUGCACUGUAAAAAAAUGUCAUCCAGUGUUAUAUGUGGCCAUAAUAAAAUGCUUAUUUAUUGAUGACUGCGUAUCAUUUGUUAAUUCAUUGCACAUUGAAAUGGAGGCAUUUGAUUGUAAGGCAGUGGUUGAUACAUAGUGGCAUUCAUCAAUAUGACCUAUAGUAAUUGUAGAGGAAGUAUUUCUUUCCUGAACUGGGUAAACAGUAGUAAGUGGUGCAAAGCCUUGAUUAGAUUCUACUAUUUGUAUAGUAACAUUUAAUGCAUCUGCAACUGCUUGAAUGAUAAGUGCAUCAGCCCAUGUACCUUGAACACACAUAUUAUUCAGAUAUCUUAGCCAUGAAUUUUCGGUAUUGCUCUCAAUAAAUCUCUCUGGAUUGUCUCUCAUAAAUUGAACCCCAGCAGUACGUAUAUAUGCAUAUGAUGGUUGCUAUUGCCAUAUAAUUGAUGUGAUACAGACCUAAAGAAACAAUCACCUGCACCGCCAACAUCUAUUGAUUAUAAACAAAGUGCACCUAAUCUUGACUGCAUCAAAUUCUCAGAGGAAAUAGGAGAGUUCAACUGCAUUGUUGAGCUGCGAUUUUGCAUAAAAGGUCUAAUUAUUACUUCAUGAUGAUCAGUGUUGUAUUGAGUAGGUCCUGGAUUCUUCUCAACAUCUUUACGUAGUUUGAAAUUCACAUAAUUGGUCAAAUGACUCACACAAUUGCAAGAAAACAAUGAUAAACAUCGCUGGCUUUACAUUUUAGUUUCAUUAUCCUGUGAUAAUGCCUGCUAAAGAAAGACAACAAAUAAGUUUUCUUGGGUAUAGCCAUUUUAUUCAAGUUAAUUAUCUUUGGAUCGCGUUUGUUAUUACAUUUAUAUCGUGCAUGAUAACGUUUUCUCACCUUAUUAACAUAGCGAUGGAGCUUUGAGACUUCGGUAUGUCAAUCGUUGAAAUAUUUUUGAAGACAAAUUUUGAUAAGUGUUCGCUUUGAUUCUCGAUAAGUUUCACGCUGGAAGGUUCACUCAAUUUCUCGAUAAGUUUCACGAUGGAAGGUUCACUCUUAAGUGAUCGCUCGUAAAUUUGUCUCUCCAAAUAUUCACUCUUAAAUUUUCGCUCAUAAACUAAUGCAUCGUAAAGGUUGGGGAACGUGUUGUUCCCCAAAAAGCUAUAAUCUUUCUCUUGACUGUCCUCCAUGCCUCGUGCUUUUCAAAAUGGCAGAUAAGAUUUCACUGAGCCAGCGAUAUAUCUCAGUCAGCGAUAUAUCCCUAACAAUGUAACGUUGAAAAAAAGACAGAAAUGGUCUACAUUUUAUGACCGGUGUCCAGCCUUCGGCUGGGCCCCGGUAAUGAGAUAGAGGCAAGAUAGAGACAAGUAAGAUAAUUAUUAUGCAUCAUAAACAGCACACGUUUGGUGAACAAUGGAGUCUGUUGUCAAACUGAGUUAGGUCAAAAAUAGCUAAACCGUAGGUCAUGGAAAACUCGAAAAGACAAACAAGUGCUCCAAACUAACAGUCUUUCACUCAUCUAGUCUGGUGAUUUGUUUUGAUUUUAACUAUUAAUUUAGCCACAUAAUUAGCCCAAGAAUAAGUAUUUCACAUUAGUUGUUCUCAUGGACGAGUGGAAGUUUAUCUCUCUCUUGUUUCUUUUUUGUUAAAUUAGCAUGUAAUAAAGUUGUUCUUUCAUGCUGUGUCAAUAGCAGCAAGAACUACAAGGGGCAUUUAGAAAAAUGUGAAGGAAUGGGCCAGGUUUUGGUUUUAAGUCCACCUCAGUCAUAACAGUGCAAAACAUCAUCCAAACGUCUUGUAACACCCAAAGACAUCUGAUUCUUAAAUUGGUGUACUCUGACACUGGAACGUGGUUCAUUUAGGGGCAAUGUCACAAUGGUAUUGCUGUUUUAAGCCAGUUCUUUGCUCAAGUCAUUACUUGGUGCCCUCACCCAUACACAAAAUGCCCCUGUAGUGUUACGAAGCCGACAUAAAACAAAGUUCAUCAGGGAGAAGUAACCAUAACAGUCUUUUUGGUGAUUGUUGCAGGUGUAUCGUUAUCGAUAUCGGUGAUUGUUGCAGGUGUAUCGUCGAUCCAUGUCGACCCGUAGCAACAGACGACAGGAAACAGUUUCGAUGCCUAAACGUAGUCUUAAAUAACAAAACUGGACCAUUAUUUUUGGAAUUCAAUAUUAUUGUUUGGGGAAAAAACUGUAGCUUUUUAAAAAGAUAGCAAUUAGUGUGACAUAGCAUAGCCCCUUUAAGGGGGCCCGAACCUAUUUAUUUGCGCAUUAGUUGUGUUUUUGAAUCAGGUUUUUCAGCAUGAAUGAUUUAACCGAUUUCUAUGAUUUUUGGCAUCCUUAAUAAAGAUUGGUGGAACUUUAAGAAAAUGCUAUUGAUUUUCUUCUGGGUAUAAAAGUGUUUGAGAUAUCGGCAUAUGUUUAAAACCGCAUUUUUACAAAAAAGGUCAAUAGUUUCAAAACCCUAAGACAGAUUUUUCUCUAACUUCAGCAAAUUAGCCUCAGAGCUCUCUAGAUUUAUAUCUGCAAGUUUGAAGUCAAUCGUGACUGUAGAACUUGCUGCACAAAUAGCUGGUCAAAUUUAACCUUAAAAUGCAUCGCUAACACAUUUGUGAAAGUUCACACACAAACAGAGGACAAGUGCCGACAGACUAUCUCCUAUCUGCAAGGGUAUUCUUGCCCAAAGCUUUAUUUGCAAGAAAUUGAGUGAUCAGAAACCUACGGCGAAUACAGUUUGCAAUGUAAAAAGGACAACUUUAUGCUGAAUGCAGGGCAUGAUUAGAUAACUUCUAUUUAUCAAAGUUAUUGUGUAUUUUUCCUUCUCUUGUCGCAAAAAAUCUCAACAAAGCACCAUAUACCAUCUACAGAAAUCUGCUACCAGUUUUCGGCACUAAAGGUUCCCGUCUUGAGGAGAAAUAAAGCCACCAACUCCAGUACUUCAACGGAUCGAUUUUCAGCUGCAACAAAAAUACUUGUAUUAGGUAAUUGAUUUAAGUUUGAAAGAUUUCCCAUGACACAUUCACAUGGGCAUUUUGCUAUUGGGGAUAAUGAAAAUAAUAAGACGAUUGUCAUAUUUUCUUCAUCUUUAUCCCCAAGUGGGAAACUUUCCAGGCGAAUUUGAUGUCAAGUCUAAAAACUUUGAAUAAAUUACCAAAUACAAGGGCUUUCAAUGCAGCUGAAAAAUGGACGGUUAGAAGUACUGGAGUUGGUGGCUUUAUUUUUCCUCAAAACAGAAACUUGCAAUGCUAAAACCUCUUUUUUUCGUAGAUAAUAUGUAAUAGAGACUGAAAAAUGACACUGACUUCUUAACUUUCAAGCACAGCAUCCACUUUUUCCUUGAGAUGAGAUGCUAUUGUUUUUCCUUUUGGGCAAGAGAUCGCAGCUCAUCCAUUGAAAUCAAAUAAACAAUGUGUAAUGCUUCAUGGGAAGUGACAAAGGGUCUUUAAUUUCUGAGGUUAUCUAAUUCUAUGCAGACAUGUAGAGUCCAAAAAUGGGAAAUGCAGGUUAGAAAACCAGGAGGCAUGUAGGAGUUUAUCUGAAUAAAACUGGAAAGUUACAGAACAAUGAAGUAUUCCUUGUUGUAAGAUAUGGUUUUUAGUGAUUUGAGCUCAGAAUCAAGCAAAUGCCACUUUUGAGGACCUUCCCAUGUUUGUGGGGUACAUGAAGCAUGUGCCAAAUCCCUCUUGAAGAAUGUCUCCUCCAACAACUCUGUUGUUUAAAAAUUAAGUGAUUAAUUUUGAUCUCUUUUUUAAUUUAGAAAUGGCAGAAUUCAUGAAGGAGGUGGCUCAGAUGGAUGAUGGGGAACUCAAAGUUGAGGACCGUAACCUUUUAUCAGUAGCCUACAAGAAUGUGAUUGGUGCUCGAAGAGCAGCCUGGCGCAUCAUUUCUAACUUGGAAUCGAGGUCGGAUAAGAACAAGGACUUAAUUACAAGGUACAAGGAGAAGGUUGAGGAGGAACUCAAUAAUAUCUGUGAAGAUAUUAUUAAACUUCUGGAUGAACAUCUCAUCAAAAAUUCAAGCACUGCUGAAUCACAAGUUUUCUUCUUUAAAAUGUAAGCAGUUUAUUACCAUUAUAGUCCGAUAUUAUUGCUUUUUAUGUUGUAGAUUUCAAUUUUUUUUGUAGUAUAUUGUAGUUUUUAACAGGUGAAGAGCCACUAGGUGGAUACACUGUAAAUAAACCAUUAUUAUUAUUAUUAUUAUUAUUAUUAUUAUUAUUAUUAUUAUUAAGAAGGUGUAGACUUUGUUAAAUGGGAAUGCAAAUGUGGCGUUGUGGAGUUCAAGCCUUGCUUAGCCUGUUCCACAGAUGGAACUAAACUUUUGCUUAAGUCAGUCAGCAGCUAAAUCUUUGUUUGGGUCCCCACCUGUUCACCAGAAUUUGAGUAUGCAGCAUGAUUGGCCUGUUAAAAAGCCUUUGUCAUUUUGCCAAUCAAGUUGAAGGGAAAUUUAACCCUUUAAGCCCCAAUAUCCACAUACAAAUUCUCCAAACUGAUCUCUUUUCAUUUCCUUAAAGAAUGUGUUGAGAGAAUUUGAUAAAAGAUGAAAGCAUUUUCUCUCAGGUGAUCAAUUUAUUAAUUCUUAUAACCUAAUCUCUGGACAAUGUAUGGAUUUGGUUAGGAGAAAAUUGAUGUUGGUCACCAUUGGGACUUAAAGGGUUAAAACACAUUUCCAGUAAUUCAUUGAGUCCAUUGGAGGCCUAGAACAGGGAUCUCGGGGCCACUUUGCAGAUUUUACUAACUGGGACUGGAUUACAUUCACAAAGUAGGCUAGCCCUGCUUGGCCAUGCCACUGACUUUUCUACCCGAAACACUUUGCUCUAGCAGGGUUUGUACAAGUCAUGGAAAACCUGAAAGUCAUGAAAUUUAAGAAUUUCGUAUUUCACGCCUGCAAAGUCAUAAUUUAAUAAUCGGUCCUUGAAAGUCAUGGAAAAUGUAGAUUGGUCAUGGUAGAUUAGUUACUGGUGGACAUCAGAGAUUGUGUCUGUUGGACUGUUUAACGUCAAGAAAUAUAUGCUAAAACAAUGAAAGUUUGAAAAUUUUUGAACGUGACAGCUAAACCAAAGGUCAUGGAAAACUUGAAAAGGUCAUGAAAAUAGUCAUGAGAAGUGAUGGAAUUUCAAGACCUCAAAAGAGUAUGAACCCUCUCUAGAUUAGUAGAAAACUUAAGUCCAGGCAUUUUUGAGUGACGGCUGGCAACCAGAAUUGAGUAGUUGAUUUUCCCAAAAAUUUGGGCCAAAAACUCUUCCCAUGAAGGCAGAAAGGUCACUUUCAGUUUCCAUCUAUCCCUCCAUAAUUAUGUCUCUCUCUACCCUUGUGUUUGAGUGCUAAUGCAGGGUUGAGCCAGGCCGCGCCAUUGCGCCAAUCCCGCACUGCAAUUGAAAUUGUCCCUUAAAAAAGUGGCCAAGGGGACAAUUUGUCCCCUUCAAAAUUUAGGUUAAAAUCUCGAAAGGAAGCACACACGAAGAGAUUUAGUUCAGUACAGAAAUUGCAAGCUAAAACAGAACAUGGAAAGUAUAUUUUAUCAUUCUAAAGUCACGUUUCAGUCAUGCUCUACUGAACACAUACGUUUCAUGCUCUAACCAAGCGUGGUGAACGCGCCUGGCAAUCGUUAACAUGUCACAUUGAAAACGUGUUCGAACAUUAGAAAGCUUUUUCGCCCCAAAUCAAAGCCAGAGUGAAUCAGAGAAAAAUGAUACAGAAGAAGAACAGUGUAUUAAUCAGGAAGAAACAGAUGAGGAUCGAAGGAAACCGAAAAAAAUCACGAGAUCACACAUGGUUGCGCUAUGAAAAGUGUCCGGCGAUGUUCAGCUAUUUUUGUCGGAAAUCUAAGAAGACAAACCUCUUUGCAUCAGCAGAAGGGUGUACAAAUUUCUGUCCCCCUAAAAAUAAAAAUGUCCCCAAAAAUUUUAGCCAAGGGGACAAAUUGUCCCCCAGUGAUCAAAUCCUAGCUCAAACCCUGCUAAUGCUGUGGUUCACCCAGUAAACAGUUGACAUGACACAGUCCAAACACAUGGCCUUUGGUUACUUGAAAGACAUUUCACUGUGAACCAGCUCAUGGAUGAAUUGGAUAAGUGUAGAUAAGACAGUUCAAUAAUCAAAGUAACACUGGGAACUUGUUAUACAAUUAAAUAAAAUAUCAUUUUAAAUGAGGCUAAAUGUAAUUUAGGCAAAGUUAACCUCGACGCAAUGCUGGUCAUGGAUAGCUUCUCCUCAUGCCAGAGCAUUACCCAGCUUCACCAACUUUGUAGGCACCAGCACCCCAGCUCAUCUAUUGGUGAUGCGUUUAAGAUGAAAAUUACAGUUUAUUCUUUGUAGUAGGAGGCAUGUGCACUAAAUAAAUUAUACAAAUUGAAGCCUUGAGACUGUCAUGUAGAAUCUUGAGAGAGCUGUGUUUGUUGUGAGAGAUUGGAGUGCCUUCCAUUCUUCUUUUGAGAAUUUUUGUUUUGGAGUUGUAAUAUAAUCCAUUUAAGAUAACUCUUAAUGUUGCCAACAGGUUGUGUGAUUGAUAAGGAUGUCACGUUUGUUUUUGUGUCCUUUGCUUCUGUUUCAUACAACAAACCAUCAAUUAGUGGAUUUGUUGAUGUCGCUUUAACAAUUCAAGGUCCAUUUUUCACACUAAGGGUUCUUUAGCUUAUUAGCUUUUCACCAAAUGAAAAUUAAAUGAAUUUAUUAUUCUGGAGGUGAAUUGGAAAUAAUUUUAUUUCCUUUUUGUGCACAGAAUUUUUUUUUCUUACUAAGUUACCUUUUCAAAUCUUUUCCCCAAAAAUUGUCUUUUUUUGUUGUUGUUAUGUCUUAUUUUAUUUCUUGUGAGAUAAUAAAUUAUAGUUAUUAUUUUCAGUACAAUAACAAUGGAGAGAAUACAGGGAAAAGCAACUGUGUCAUAUUGUUAUCCAUCUUUCAGACCACUGAAACAAUAGUGGUUACAAGACAGUAUUCAUUUUGUGUUUUGCAGGAAGGGGGACUACUUGCGAUAUAAAGCUGAAAUUGCUGCUGGUGAGAACAAAAGUAGCGAUUGCGAUAAAGCAGAAGAUGCGUACAAAAGUGCAGCAGUUAAAGCAAAUGAUGAACUUACAAAAACAAAUCCAAUCCGCCUGGGUUUGUAUUUAAACUUCUCUGUAUUCCAUUACGAGCUGCGUAAUAAUUCUGAAAAGGCCUGUGAGCUUGCCAAAGAAGCAUUUGACUCCGCGAUCAGCGAACUCGACACCUUGAGUGACGAUAAGUACAAGGAUAGCACAUUGAUCAUGCAGCUUUUGAGGGAUAAUUUGACACUUUGGACUGCUGACAAUGGUAAGGUUGAUCCAUCCUACUGUUAA
Porites evermanni is the source of this 9085-nucleotide messenger RNA. The record is from the annotation of a GenBank genome assembly. Lineage: Eukaryota; Metazoa; Cnidaria; Anthozoa; Scleractinia; Poritidae.